Suricata suricatta (meerkat) is the source of this 1087-nucleotide messenger RNA. It is a transcript of the gene RHEB, whose product is annotated as Ras homolog, mTORC1 binding. Gene Ontology annotation, cellular component: plasma membrane. Bases 16 to 654 code for a protein of 212 amino acids. The transcript is spliced from 7 exons. The record is from RefSeq and is a predicted model, not a curated record. Gene Ontology annotation, biological process: small GTPase-mediated signal transduction. NCBI's taxonomy places the organism in Eukaryota, Metazoa, Chordata, Mammalia, Carnivora, Herpestidae. Gene Ontology annotation, molecular function: GTP binding; GTPase activity; GDP binding.
ACUGCCCGAAGGCUAAUGAAAGGAAGGUGUUCUGAUCCCUGCAAUUUCUGUUUCUUCAUCUUGUUAGAGUGGGGUUUUUUGCAAAAUAAGAGAACUAAUUUUUUUACCUUAAUAUGCCAAUACACACUGCGCUUUUUGCUCUCUUUUAUAGGGAAAUCCUCAUUGACGAUUCAGUUUGUCGAAGGCCAAUUUGUUGACUCCUACGACCCAACCAUAGAAAACACUUUCACAAAAUUGAUCACAGUCAAUGGACAAGAAUAUCACCUUCAGCUUGUCGACACAGCUGGACAAGAUGAGUACUCCAUCUUCCCUCAGACAUACUCCAUAGAUAUCAAUGGUUAUAUUCUCGUGUAUUCUGUCACAUCAAUCAAAAGCUUUGAAGUGAUUAAAGUUAUUCACGGCAAGUUGUUGGAUAUGGUGGGGAAAGUCCAAAUACCGAUUAUGCUGGUCGGGAAUAAGAAGGAUCUACACAUGGAAAGGGUGAUCAGUUAUGAAGAAGGGAAAGCGUUAGCAGAGUCUUGGAACGCAGCUUUUUUGGAAUCUUCUGCUAAAGAAAAUCAGACUGCCGUUGACGUCUUUAGGAGGAUAAUUUUGGAGGCAGAAAAAAUCGAUGGGGCUGCGUCACAAGGGAAGUCCUCCUGCUCGGUGAUGUGACCCCGACGUGACCCGCAGGGCCCGAGGACCCUGGGAGCCCGUCCUUCCCGCAGAGGCGGGCUGCCCCUUCUCCCUCCAGAGAAACUCAGCUUCUUUUUCCUUCUGUUAACCUGAAAGAUUUCAUUUGGGUCAGAGCUUUUUCCUGCCCCGCGCCCCCUUUCAGAUUAUGUUAAACUCUGACUCUGUCCAAAUGAGUUCAGUUCCAUUUUCAAAUUUUAAGCAAUCAUAUUUUCAAUUUAUAUAUUGUAUUUCUUAAUAAUAUUAUGACCAAGAAUUUUAUCGGCAUUAAUUUUUCAGUGUAGUUUGUUGUUUAAAAUAAUGUAAUCAUCCAAAUGAUACAUACUGUUACACUACUAUUAACUAGGCUUCAAUAUAUCAGUGUUUAUUUCAUUGUGUUAAAUGUAUACUUGUAAAUAAAAAGCUGCAAACCUUC